Messenger RNA from Hippocampus zosterae (dwarf seahorse), 1124 nucleotides. It is a transcript of the gene vma12, whose product is annotated as transmembrane protein 199. The transcript has 6 exons. Gene Ontology annotation, biological process: vacuolar proton-transporting V-type ATPase complex assembly. The coding region runs from base 155 to 754 and encodes 199 amino acids. NCBI's taxonomy places the organism in Eukaryota, Metazoa, Chordata, Actinopteri, Syngnathiformes, Syngnathidae. Gene Ontology annotation, cellular component: endomembrane system. The record is from RefSeq and is a predicted model, not a curated record.
UCUUACGUCAUGUGGUCACGGGGUAAAAACAUGGCCGACUGCAUGUAAUCGGAUUGAUCUCAUGAACCGCUUUCUAACAUAGCGGUCAUAUACAUAUCCCUCUGUUGCACAUUCUCUGCGAAUAUACUCUAUAUUGGCCUCGUUGGAUGUAAUUAUGGCUUCGGCGUUCGUGGUUGGGGAUCAGUUCAGAAACAGGGUGACAGAACUAUUGGAACGGACGGACUCAUCUCUUCCUGAAGAGCUGAAAACGCAACUGGGUGCUCUUGUUGAAAAGAAAGGACAAAUAACGUUAGCCUUUCAUACAGCGAGACAACUGAAGAAGUACCUUCAUGCUGAAGGCCAUCCAUUCUAUUUGCAUGAUUUGUUGGAGGAUAGUUCACUGCACCUGCCAGAGUUUGUGAAGCCCCCCAGAAACCCUGAGCUGGUCGCACGUUUGGAAAUCAUUAAAGCCAGACUAGCAAACGAGGAAUACAACAAGAUGACCCGAAAUGUUAACAAUCAGGAGAUGAACCGGACUGGAACUCUGGCAGAUUUUGGUCAGCAAGUCCGAUCAGCCAAAGCGGUGGCCGUGACUGUUUUCAACUUCCUGGUGACAAUAGUUGCUACGUUUGCCUGCUCCUAUAUGGGCAGUCAAUACCUAUUCACAGAAACAACAGCGCGAGUGAUAUCUGCUGUGAUUGCAACAUCUGUAGUGGGGCUCGCUGAGCUGUAUGUCCUGGUCCGGACCAUGGAGGGGGAACUCGGGGAACCCUAGCGCAACAAACAAGGGAACUACACUAAAAUCGAGAAAGAAAAACUCCAAUUAAUGUGUUCGCAUUAUUGUACUAACAGAGCCUUCACACCUGAGCAUUUCGCUUUCUUGGAAAGUUUUUGGGAUGGGAUUCUUGAGGGGAGGGCAUUGUGAAUGGUUUAAAAAGUGCAGAAACAGUACUUAUGGUUAUAGUUUUUUGGGCGAGUGUUUUACAGAUCUUUAAAUGCAGUAAACCCCCUCUAUUUGCAAUGUAUAGGGAUCAAGUUCUGCUGCGAAGAGCUAAAAAAAAAUGUUAUCGAGCUUCUGUCCCAAAAGAAUGUUUAUAAAUGAAAUAGUUCUCAUGAAUUCUCAUGAAUAAAUCCGAAUAAAAUGA